AUGUCAACAUCAACACCAACAUCAAAUACAACCACAACAACAACCUCAAAUUCAAAUAAAAAUGAUGUUCACACAGAAUCCAAUGGGAUAUUCACAUUGACAGAGUAUAAAACCCUAACUGUUAUAUGUGAUACAUUAUUCUCUGAUGAUUCUGAAAUUGCUUUAAAUGAAAUUGAAAACCUAUUACCAAAAAACUCAAAAAAUUCUGAUGAAAAUCAUAAAGAACAUCAAUUAAAUAUUUUAAAAGAAUAUUUUAAAAGAAAAUCAUCAGAUUUAGAUGUUGCAGGACAUUUUUUAAAAUUAAUUGUAGCAACUAAAAGUUCAAGUCAAAUUAGUGAUUUAAAAACAUUAUUAGGAUUAUUUUCAACAACAGGAGCAGGUAUAAUAUUGACAGGUCAAUUUAGUAGUUUUGUGAAUUUACCAUUAAAAAGUAGACAACAAGUUUUAACAAUGAUGAAAAGUUCAUCGAAUCCAAUUAGAAGACAAGCAUUUAAAGCCAUUGUACCAUUGGCAAUAUCGAUAUAUUAUUCAGUGAUUGGGGAUAGGGGUGAAACAAGUAAUCCCAAUUGGGAUGCCGUUGGAUAUGAUACACCUCCACCACCUGAACAAAUACCAGGUGAAGAGAAAUUAUCAUUUAUAAAAAUAACAUCGGAAACUUCAUUGAAAGCAGAUGUAGUUGUAAUUGGUUCAGGUGCUGGUGGUGGUGUAACCGCGGCAUUAUUAGCCGAGGCAGGUUAUAAAGUUAUAGUGUUGGAAAAGGGUAGUUACAUCUCCUCCAAUAAUAUGACAUGGAAAGAGAGUGAAGCAUUCCCAUUGCUUUAUGAACAAGCAGGUACUUUAACAUCGGAUGAUCUAUCAGUAAACAUUUUAGCAGGAAAUUGUUUAGGUGGUGGUACAACCGUUAAUUGGACAGCCUCAAUCAGAACACCCGAUAUAAUCUUGGAGGAAUGGAGAAAACAAUGUCCCAAUGCUUUCGAUUCAAUUAAAUUCAAUAAUGCUAUGGAUUCAGUUUCAUCAAGAUUAAAUGUAAAUACAAUCGAUACCGCACUAGAUGGUACUGGUGCACAUAAUAGAAACAAUAAAUUACUUGAACAAGCAUUACGUGAACUAGAUGCUGAUCCUCAACCAAUUCCAAGAAAUACUAAAAAUUGUGAUACCACUCAAUGUGGUAAUUGCUCAAUGGGUUGUAGAUCAAAAUCAAAACAAAGUUCAAUGGUAACUUAUUUAGAAGAUUGUUGUAGUAAAGGUGGUCAAAUAAUUACAAAUUGUCAAGCUGAAGAAAUUACAACAACAACAAUACCAACAAACUCAACAACAACUAAUGGUGGUGGUGGUCAAACAGUGCAUGGUGUAAUUGCAUAUGUUAGUACACCAGAUGGUUUAAAAUAUAGAGUUUUUAUUAAAUCACAUAUUGUAGUUUGUUCAGCUGGUGCAUUACAUACACCAACUUUAUUGUUAAAAAGUAGAAUUAAGAAUAGUAAUAUUGGUAACAAUUUAUAUCUUCAUCCAGUUGUACCAAUCAUUGGUGAACAUACACAACCAGUUGAGGUUUGGAAAGGCCCACCAAUGACUGUAAUUAGUAAAAAGUAUCAAAAAAUAUUACCAAACAGUGGGAAGAAUACAGGUUCAAUCUUGGAGACUCCCAACUCCCAUAUCGCACUAUCUGGUUCAAAUUGUGCAUUCAUGUGGGAUGAUUCAUUCAAUUUUAAGAAACGAAUGUUGAAAGCACGUUAUUACAGUGGAUUCAUUUCAAUUUGUAGAGAUACAGUACCUGGUAAAAUUAGAUUGGAUAAAGAUGGUAGAUCCCCUAAAAUUCAAUACACACUAUCGGAUCGUGAUUGGAAAUCAAUGUUACCAUCAAUUGAAGCAUCGUUAAGAGCAUUGAUAAAGAUUGGUGCAAUUGAAGCAUCUAUACCAAUUAGUGGCUUUAAACCUGGAAAUCAAGAUACAAUUGAACAGUAUAUUAAAGCAAUUAAAUCAAAUGGUUAUAAAUCUAAUCAAACCGUUAUACUUAGUGCUCAUCAAAUGGGUUCUUGUAGAAUGGGUUCAAGUAAAUCAAAUUCUGUCGUCAAUGAAAAUGGUGAAUCUUGGGAUGUUAAAAGAUUAUUCAUUGCCGAUGGUUCUGUAUUACCAAGUUCAGUUGGUGUUAACCCAAUGAUUACAAUUUAUGCAAUCUCUCAUAUAAUUGCAAAUCAAAUCAUUCAAUUAUAUCCACUUCCAAAUACUAAUAAUUUAAAUAGUAAUAAUAAUACUACUACUACUACAAAUAUUGGUAGUUCAACAACAAUAACCGCAAAUUUAAAUAAUGAUUCUCCAACUCAAAUUGCUUACGAAAGAGAUAAUUAA
This is a messenger RNA of Dictyostelium discoideum AX4, 2346 nucleotides long. Its product is annotated as glucose-methanol-choline oxidoreductase. The coding region runs from base 1 to 2346 and encodes 781 amino acids. Gene Ontology annotation, molecular function: long-chain-alcohol oxidase activity; oxidoreductase activity, acting on CH-OH group of donors; flavin adenine dinucleotide binding. The transcript has 2 exons. The record is from RefSeq and is a predicted model, not a curated record. NCBI's taxonomy places the organism in Eukaryota, Evosea, Eumycetozoa, Dictyosteliales, Dictyosteliaceae. Gene Ontology annotation, cellular component: membrane.